CCGGGCCGCGGGGACCACCCGAGGCCCCUCGGCACCUGCGCCCCCGCCACGCGUGCAGCCCCGCGCCCCUGACCGCCUGGUCCUGGACCGCCCUCGCCGGCCCUGGCGGCCGUGGAGGGGGCGCCUGUGUCUGCCCGUCCCGGGGUCCUCCUGGAACCGAGAAGAGUGCCAGGCACUCGACAGGAUCCGCUCUCUGAACUGUAGACCGAGGAGUCUAAUCGCCCUGCGUUUCCCACCCCCUCACCCCCGCGGGAUUCUUAAGAGUAACUAACGAACUCGAUGCAUGGUAAAGGCUCUGGUAAGAAUGCAGAACGUCAGCUCUUCAAAGGAAAGGAAAGAGGAAGCUUGCCUUAUUUAGCUUUAUCUGCAUCCUGGCCGUCAUUAAAAGCCAGGAAUGUUGCAUGACAUCUCUGUUGCUUGGUGAGUAAUAAGACAUGUAAACAGGACCUCAAGAAUCAAGCUACAUUUAAAGAAGACUUACUUAGAAACACUGGAGAGGACACCAUGGAGUGCAAGACUGAGGGAAAAGAAAAAUACCAACACAGCUUGAAUUUACUGAAUAAAAUUAAGAACAUGAAAGAACUAGCAGAGAUGAUUGAUGUUGUACUCAUCGCAGAAGGGGAGAAAUUCCCUUGCCACAGGCUGGUCCUGGCUGCAUUUAGUCCUUAUUUCAAAGCGAUGUUUACCUGUGGACUACUUGAGUGUACUCAGAGGGAAGUCGUACUUUAUGACAUCACAGCAGAAAGUGUGUCGGUGAUAUUAAAUUAUAUGUACCAUGCGGCUUUGGAGAUCAGUAAUGCCAAUGUACAGACUGUGGCUAUGGCCGCCUAUUUUAUGCAGAUGGAGGAAGUCUUCAGUGUGUGUCAGAAGUAUAUGAUGGACCAUAUGGAUGCCUCGAACUGUUUGGGUAUCUAUCAUUUUGCAAAGCAGAUUGGAGCUGAGGAUUUAGCUGAUCAAUCGAAGAAGUAUUUAUAUCAGCACUUUGCUGAGGUGAGCUUACAUGAAGAGAUACUAGAAAUUGAAGUGCACCAACUUCUGACGCUUAUUAAAUCAGAUGACCUGAACAUAUCCAGAGAGGAGAGCAUACUGGACCUAGUUCUGAGAUGGGUAAAUCACAACCGAGAACUGCGCACAGAGCAUCUUGUGGAACUUCUGAAGCAAGUUAGGCUGCAACUGGUAAAUCCUUCUUUUUUAAGACAAGCCCUGAAAAGGAACACAAUGCUUCUGUGUGAUGCAAAUUGCAUUGACAUCAUUCAAAACGCAUUCAAAGCCAUCAAGACCCCUCAACAGCACUCUCUCAAUCUUCGUUAUGGCAUGGAGACUACCAGUCUUUUGCUGUGCAUUGGCACCAAUUCUUCAGGAAUCAGGUCGAGACACAGGAACUACGGAGAUGCCAGUUUUUGCUAUGAUCCUGCAUUGCGCAAGACCUAUUUCAUCUCCUCUCCCAAGUAUGGGGAGGGUUUAGGCACUGUGUGUACUGGUGUUGUCACGGAAAACAACACUAUCGUUGUGGCUGGAGAAGCAAGUGCCUCUAAACUCUCCAGACAAAAGAGCAAGAAUGUUGAAAUCUACAGGUAUCAUGAUAGAGGAAACCAGUUUUGGGAAAAGUUAUGCACAACAGAAUUUCGAGAGCUCUACGCUCUGGGCACCAUCCAUAACGACCUCUAUGUUAUAGGAGGACAGAUGAAAAUUAAAAACCAGUAUCUUAUUACAAACUGUGUUGAUAAGUACUCUGUAGAAAGGGACACUUGGAAAAGGGUGUCCCCCCUUCCACUACAGUUGGCGUGUCAUGCUGUAGUAACAGUGAAUAAUAAACUUUACGUGAUUGGAGGCUGGACCCCUCAGAUGGAUCUUCCUGACGAAGAACCUGAUCGAUUAAGCAACAAGCUGCUGAAGUAUGACCCCAGCCAAGAUCUAUGGACAGAGCAGGCACCCAUGAAGUACUCAAAGUACCGAUUCAGCACAGCUGUGGUCAACAGUGAGAUUUAUGUUCUGGGUGGAAUCGGCUGCAUAGGUCGAGACAAGGGUCAGGUUCGGAAGUGCCUUGACACGGUGGAGAUCUACAACCCGGACGGGGACUUCUGGAGGGAGGGCCCACCCAUGCCCAGCCCCCUGCUCUCACUUCGCACCAAUUCUACCAAUGCAGGAGCCGUGGACGGAAAGCUGUACGUCUGCGGGGGCUUCCACGGAGCAGAUCGCCACGAAAUUAUCUCCAAAGAGAUACUGGAGCUGGACCCCUGGGAGAACCAGUGGAAUGUCGUAGCCGUCAACGCCCUCAUGCACGACAGCUAUGAUGUCUGCCUGGUGGCGAGGAAGAAUCCCCGCGACCUCAUCCCCCCGCCUUCAGAGUCAGUGGAGGAGGGUGGGGGGCACUGA
Globicephala melas (long-finned pilot whale) is the source of this 2376-nucleotide messenger RNA. RefSeq names its product kelch repeat and BTB domain containing 12 (gene KBTBD12). NCBI's taxonomy places the organism in Eukaryota, Metazoa, Chordata, Mammalia, Artiodactyla, Delphinidae. The record is from RefSeq and is a predicted model, not a curated record. Gene Ontology annotation, molecular function: protein binding.